AUGGAAAUACGUCGAGGUCCGUGCGCCAAUGGAAGUGUCCGGGGAUUCUUCCCUUCUUCCUUUCUGGCGUCUGAUACCAAGAACAUCCGGCCUCCCUAUGAGAUGGAAGAGGACGGACCAUACGUGAUCCCAGAACAACAACCAGUCCCUGCGAAUGGUGAGUCAUUCAAUGGAUUCGAGAACGAAGACUUGGGUGGUGGGUGGGGGAAGACAGCUGCAUCGGAGGAUACCACGUCGGGUAGGAGUGGUAGGGGAGGAGGAGAGGGUGAUGAGUUCGGAUGCCCAGGAUUGUGGUUUGCGCAGCAGAUGAGGAUGAAGGCGGGUGUGGCGCUGGAGCCAUCGACUCGUCUGACAGAUCAUAGAGCGGAUGCAGAUGACGAGGUUGCGGGUGGGCUGCGGAUGACUUGGAUAUGGCUGUCGUACUUCGCCUAUGCUAUUGAGGUAGGGGUGUUCAAACGUUCACCCGCCUUCCAGUUGUACGACAGCAUUUUGGAGGGGUCGUCGUUCAGAGUUAGGUCGUCGGCGUUGAGGAGAUGGACGAGCGCUAACCUAUCCAAGAUACUCGCUUCGGAUUUAGGUUCUGCAUUGAGCUUGGCCCUGGUGAACAACGCACUUCUCGGGGUCCACUUUGGUCACUGGAGCCGGGAGCCUUGGAGAGUUUCGGAUACAGGGGAUCUGGUGAAGGUGGUCUCAGGGAGAGGAGAGCCAGCAGGAGGCGGAUCGGUAGGCGUGGCAUGUGUGGUGCUCGAAAUCGGCUUCAUCGCAGGAAUUAGGUUAGUCGCUGGAGAGGAUGUCGACUUUGAGAGUGUUUGUCCAUACGAUAUGGAGUCCUCCCACGUAAUCAAACUGCGCAUCAACCUCAUCACUAUCGACCCUUCCUAA
This is a messenger RNA of Desarmillaria tabescens, 882 nucleotides long. RefSeq lists its product as uncharacterized. The transcript has 8 exons. NCBI's taxonomy places the organism in Eukaryota, Fungi, Basidiomycota, Agaricomycetes, Agaricales, Physalacriaceae. The record is from RefSeq and is a predicted model, not a curated record. The coding region runs from base 1 to 882 and encodes 293 amino acids.